UCCGGCCGGGGCCCCGCGCGGCGCCAUGGGGGCGGUGGUCGCCGGGCUCGUGGACUGUCAUUGCCACCUCGCCGCCCCGGACUUCGACUGCGAUCUGGCAGAUGUGCUUGAGAAAGCCAAGAAAGCCAAUGUCAGAGCUCUUGUGGUGGUCGCUGAGCAUUCGGGAGAAUUUGAGAAGAUUAUACAGCUCUCGGAAAGGUAUGAUGGGAUCAUCCUGCCGUGCUUGGGUGUUCACCCAGUUCAAGAACAUCCCACAGGAGAUCAAAGAAGUGUCACAUUGAAGGAUCUGGAUGGAGCUUUGCCCAUUAUCCAGAAUUAUAAGGACCGAUUGUUGGCAAUUGGAGAGGUUGGACUCGACUUCUCACCCAGAUUUGCUGCCAUGGAUGAGCAGAAGCAGGAGCAAAGAGAAGUCCUAACCAGACAGAUCCAACUAGCCAAGAGCCUGGAUUUGCCUUUAAAUGUUCACUCGCGCUCAGCUGGGAGACCCACCAUCAGCCUCCUCAAGGAGCAAGGCGCUGACAAGGUGCUGCUGCAUGCAUUCGACGGCCGGCCAGCCGCAGCCAUGGAAGGGGUCCAGGCCGGGUACUUCUUCUCCAUUCCUCCUUCUGUCGUGAGAAGUGGGCAGAAGCAGAAACUUGUCAAACAGUUGCCUUUAACGUCAAUGUGCUUAGAAACAGAUUCACCUGCACUAGGACCAGAAAAGCAGGUACGGAAUGAGCCCCAGAACAUCAUCAUUUCCGCAGAAUACAUCGCCCAGGUGAAGGGGGUCUCCGUGGAAGAAGUCAUAGAUGUGACCACCCAGAACGCAAUGAAGCUAUUUCCCAGGCUCCAGCACCUGCUGCAGAAACAGCUUUAGAACCACAUGCAUCCAGACCCAGUCCCCCAGGGGGCAGCACCUGAAAAAAAGGCUUGGAUAGUCUGGACUAAAGAAACCAGGUUACAGGGACACAGAUUAUGGCUUUCUAGAAAUAUUUCUCUUCGAAAUGAAACUGGGACCUCCCUGGCAGCAUAAGGGGUUAAGCACAGCACUGUGAAGCUGUCCGCAGCCUCUGCAGCACGAGUUCGAUCCCCAGCCAGCCAGGGAGCUACACACAUGGCGCAGCAGACCUCUCCUGUCUCCCCACUGCUCCCCUCAACAGUGGAUUUCAGUCAGUCCGCCUGUUCUGCUUCCUGCUCUGUCUCUGGUGAAUCCUCUCACCUCCUGCACCUCUGGCCUGUACCUCAGCUCUUGUAUGCAUAAAUAAAUCUUUAAACAAAAAAAAAUGAAACUGGGUGCAGGUCCUAAAACCCUGGGCUCUGAUCCUGGCUUUGUGCUGCUUUUCAGUGAAGGGUCCUAGUAGGAGCUUGGGAGAACACUGCUGCUUCUUACCUGGCCCCAUUCCAUGGAAACCCCUUGUGCUGAAACCCUUUUCUUGUGGCAGGGCUGCUCUCUCCGCCAAGAAUGAGCCCUACUGUGAUGGCCGGGGCUAGGCUGAAGUUGGAUAUUAUGAUACAGUUACAAAUGACUGGUCUCUUAAAUAGGUAUUUUUUUUUUUUUUUAAAGAUUUAUUUAUUUAGACAAGCACUGGGUACAGUCAGAAGCGCGGGAGGGUGAGAGAAUUCACCAGAGCCAGAGCAGGGAGCAGAGCAGGCAGAAGGACAGAAGUACACUGCUGAGGGGAGCAGCGGGCGGCAGGAGAGGUCUGCACACCAUUUGGGACCCUCCUCACGUGGCCCGGGAGCAGCCGGGGAUCGAACCGGCGCUGCAGUGGCUGCAGGCAGCUUCGCAACCCAGCGCUCAACCACUGUGCCACCGGGGAGGCCCUCUCAAAUAGGUAUUAACAAAUUUGCCUUUCCCCUAUUUCUUGCAAUUCCCCCCUAGUUUGACAGGUUUGUCUUUAUGACAGGUCUCUCAGAUGAGCAUUAACAAGUCCUGCAUUCCAAGGAAAAGGGAGUUAAACAUUAGCUGUUGAAGAAAGCAAGCUGGCGCCCACCUGUGUCUGUGCCAACCCCUUCCCCCUCCCUUUUGCGGACCCUAGCCCAUUGCCCCCAUUUUUUGCCUUUGUAUAAAAACUCCUGCACUCUGUCAAAGAGCAGGACAGUUAUCUUUCAGAUAUGAGUCUGCUGCCCUCCUUGUUUGUCUACAAAUUAAACCACUUUCCUUUUCCUCAGGUUGUUUCCUUUUAUUGGCUGAGGGAAACUGAGGCUGGCGUUCGAUAUCACCUUCACCUCCAGUUUCACUUCCUGUAGGAUUUAUCCAGUGAGAUUUCAGAGAGGACCAGAGUUCAAAAUCGUGAUUGUUUUGUGACUUGGAGUUUUGGAUUUUUGCCAGAGGCUAGUGUAAGAGGACAACAAAGAGGAAACAACUGAGAGGGUAAGGAAAGGGAGACUUCCAGAAGGAAGUGGCAUUUAAACUACAGUUUGCCAGGUGCAGGGGGCAACAGAGCAGGGCAGAGGACCACAAAUCCAUCCAUAAAACACAGGUGCAGGAGGAAGACAGGAGGGGUUGUGGAAAGUGAAACUAGGAAGGUGUUAAAUCAUCCUGCAAGGUCAACCUCAAAAAGAGCAGCCAGCCAUUUCACUUUGGAAACAACAGAAAGGCAGCUUGGAAAGUGUGGUCCUGUGGGCCUCCCUGGUGGCCUAGGGGUUAGUUUCAGCGCUGCAGCCUGAGUUCAAUCCCUAUCCCUGCCAGAAAGCUGACCCACAGGGUGCCCCAGACCUCUUUUGUCUCCCCACUGCUCCCCUUAGUUCAGUACAUCUGCCUGUUCUUUUUCCCACUCUGUCUCUGGUGAAUCCUCUCAGCCCCCCACACGUCUGGCCUUUACCCCAGCUCUUGUAUGCAUAAAUAAGUAAAUCUUUAAACAAAAAGAAUGUUUGGUCUUGUCACAAGACACGUGGUCAAAACCCUGCACCCCCAAAUGCCUUAGGAGGGGCCGCCCCUUUGCCGGGUAGACAAGCAACACCACAUUGGCUGGGGCUGGGGCUGUGAUUGCUGAUGGCAUUAGGACCCUCUCGUCCAGCCCCACCUCAUCCACACAGGGUUCCCAUCAAGAUUUCACAAUCCCUAGCCCA
This is a messenger RNA of Talpa occidentalis (Iberian mole), 3051 nucleotides long. It is a transcript of the gene TATDN3, whose product is annotated as TatD DNase domain containing 3. The record is from RefSeq and is a predicted model, not a curated record. Bases 26 to 856 code for a protein of 276 amino acids. NCBI's taxonomy places the organism in Eukaryota, Metazoa, Chordata, Mammalia, Eulipotyphla, Talpidae. Gene Ontology annotation, molecular function: hydrolase activity, acting on ester bonds. The transcript is spliced from 10 exons.